UGCUUUGCUUUUCAGUCAGAAUUUGCCUUUCUGCAUUCUAUGCCACGGCUUAUUAGAGAGCCGACGGCCGCGAUUCAUCUUUUUGUAAUUUGAAAGAAUUCUCUUGUUGCGCAUUAAACAAGUGUUAGAUCCACGAUACCUACAGUAGUGUUAACUUGUUAGUUUAAGUCCAGUGGAUCAAGUUUAAAAACUGCCAUGGCAGCAAGUGCAAGGUUGUUCUCUCAAAUUAAAAAUGGAUUCACUACGGGCGUCCGCUUUGCCAGCUACGAAUCGACUCGUAAAAACUUGCAAUUGAACUCGAACUCCAAAGUUAUCUGCCAAGGCUUUACCGGUAAGCAAGGUACCUUCCAUUCCCAGCAGGCUCUUGAGUAUGGAACCAAGCUUGUUGGAGGAGUAUCCCCUGGCAAGGGUGGUCGUACGCAUUUAGACCUGCCCGUUUUCAACUCGGUGAAAGAGGCCAAGGCAGCAACUGGAGCGGAGGCUACUGUUAUCUAUGUGCCACCACCGGGGGCAGCCAAAGCCAUCCUCGAGGCAAUCGAAGCCGAAAUGCCGCUUAUUGUUUGCAUUACGGAGGGUGUUCCGCAGCACGAUAUGGUGAAGGUGAAACACGCUCUGUUGGCGCAAAGCAAAUCACGCUUGGUGGGUCCUAACUGCCCGGGAAUCAUUGCUCCUGAACAAUGCAAAAUUGGUAUUAUGCCUGGCCAUAUUCAUAAGCGUGGCAAAAUUGGUGUUGUCUCUCGAUCCGGUACACUCACCUAUGAAGCUGUCCAUCAAACAACCGAAGUCGGCCUCGGUCAGACGCUUUGCGUUGGAAUCGGAGGAGAUCCGUUCAACGGCACAGAUUUCAUCGAUUGUCUGGACGUCUUUCUGAAGGAUUCAGAUACUAAAGGCAUCAUUCUGAUCGGUGAAAUCGGUGGUGUGGCCGAGGAGAACGCUGCUGAUUACUUACUGCAAUAUAAUCAGGGUAUCAAAGCCAAACCAGUGGUUUCGUUUAUUGCUGGUUUAUCUGCCCCACCUGGUCGUCGUAUGGGCCACGCCGGAGCUAUUAUUUCUGGUGGUAAGGGAGGUGCCCAAGACAAGAUCAACGCACUGGAGAAAGCUGGCGUUAUUGUGACUAGAAGUCCGGCUCAAAUGGGCAAAGAGUUGUUGAAGGAAAUGAAGAGAUUAGAGCUUGUUUAAAUAAAUGACUUCCAAAGUGGAAUCUACAUCUAGAUAAUCCGUUUCGCGAUUUGUUUAUUUUUUAUUUAAACAAUUAAAAAGUCUAAAGCUAUUGCACACAA
Malaya genurostris is the source of this 1280-nucleotide messenger RNA. Its product is annotated as succinate--CoA ligase [ADP/GDP-forming] subunit alpha, mitochondrial-like. Gene Ontology annotation, biological process: tricarboxylic acid cycle. Gene Ontology annotation, molecular function: succinate-CoA ligase (GDP-forming) activity; succinate-CoA ligase (ADP-forming) activity. Gene Ontology annotation, cellular component: mitochondrion; succinate-CoA ligase complex (ADP-forming). NCBI's taxonomy places the organism in Eukaryota, Metazoa, Arthropoda, Insecta, Diptera, Culicidae. The record is from RefSeq and is a predicted model, not a curated record. The transcript is spliced from 4 exons. Bases 196 to 1179 code for a protein of 327 amino acids.